This is a messenger RNA of Toxotes jaculatrix (banded archerfish), 4891 nucleotides long. RefSeq names its product phosphodiesterase 4C, cAMP-specific a (gene pde4ca). The transcript is spliced from 17 exons. Gene Ontology annotation, biological process: signal transduction. Lineage: Eukaryota; Metazoa; Chordata; Actinopteri; Toxotidae. Bases 758 to 3142 code for a protein of 794 amino acids. The record is from RefSeq and is a predicted model, not a curated record. Gene Ontology annotation, cellular component: cytosol; perinuclear region of cytoplasm; nucleus. Gene Ontology annotation, molecular function: 3',5'-cyclic-AMP phosphodiesterase activity.
UUACACGGCUGACUUAAUGUUCAUUUACAUGUUAUUCAAAAAUAGAGACCAUAACUAAAGGCACUGAAAACAAAUGAGUGAUUGGUGAGUAACAACUGACAUUAUACAUAUGUUUUGAAUUUGGUGUUUAAACUUGGGUUCAUGUGGGUGUGCAGCAGAAGGGGCAAGGAAAAGUCUGAGAACACAACAUCUCCUGAGGAUCAUACUGAAUGUUUGACACACACUCACAUCCUUUUAGAAAUAGUAACUUCAUCCAAAGUUGUUAAUGUUGUUAAAAGAAGUUAAAUGGACAGGUUGUAUGCUACAGUUUGAUCAGAUCUGGAAUGUAUCUGGCCUAACUAGAAGGACUGGAUUUCUGAGGUUCUCUGAUUCUACAGUCAGAUAGACACACACCUCAGUCUCACUACCAGCUAACAUCUGUGGCCUCCAUAUACCUUCUCAUUAAUACUAAUUAUCGGAAUUAAAAAAGAAAAAAGUUGCAUCUGGGUUGAAUUAGCUUAAAUUUCAAAAACAGCCACAGUUGAAGCUUAAGAUGCCAACUCACAAGUGUGCUACGAAAGUUCACUGUUGAUCACUGGGCUAAUGACAGCUGAGGGUUUCUGAAGAGGCGGGGAAAUAGUUCUUUACUGUGUGACAGCCCAAGGAAGUAUUGGUGCCACCAACUAUUUCAUAUCUGAUCUUAAAUGUGGUUCCUGUAUCCUCCUCUUUGGCAUUUCCUUCCCAGUUGUCUUGCUAACGUUACCCAGUAGCUGAAAGUAUGAGGAGAAAUAACUCAUCUAAAUUUUUCAUCUCCACUGAGAGACAGUGGGACUCUUUGGAGCAGGCCUCCUCCACUGAGUUUGUGCAGGAGCCUGAUGUUAGAUGUACCGUGAAGAGGCUCUUCUCGGGCACCCUGCAGCUGCCCAGGCUGUCAUGCAGACCCUCCAUGCAGGACAGACCAGAGGAUGGGCUCCAGUCAGGCCCCUUGGUAUGCACCAUCAAACCCUCCAGGAGCCUGGGGACUCUGACCAGCAACAUCUUCAGAGCCAUUUUUGAUGUGGAGAAUGGAUUGUCGGUGGGCCGCAGCCCCCUGGACCCCCAGGCCAGCCCUGGCUCUGGUCUGGUCUUACAGGCCAACUUUCCCCAUAGCCAGCGGCGGGAAUCCUUCCUGUACCGCUCUGACUCUGACUUUGACCUUUCACCCAAAGGUCCUUCCAGAAACUCCUCCACUGCCAGUGACCUGGAAGAAAGCUUGAAGCACUGGGAGGUCAACUGGUUGUCAUCUCGACACACAGAAGACAUGAUUGUUACACCAUUUGCACAGGUCCUCGCCAGCCUGAGGACAGUCCGAAGUAACUUUGCCGUCAUCACCGGCCAGCAAGAUCGCACAGCCAGCAAGACGCGAUCCUCAGGCAGCAACCCACCAUCCAUGUGCAAGACCAGCCUCGCAGAGGAGCCUCACCAGCAGCUGGCCAUAGAGACUCUAGAUGAGCUGGACUGGUGUCUGGAACAACUAGAGACCCUGAAAACCCGACACUCUGUCAGCGAGAUGGCUUCAAACAAGUUCAAGAGGAUGCUGAACCGAGAGCUCACCCAGCUGUCAGAAACCAGCCGUUCAGGGAACCAGGUGUCUGAGUUCAUCUCUAGUACCUUCCUAGAGAAGCAACAUGACAUGGACAUCAUGUCUCCCCCCACCAAGGAGAAGGAUAAGAAGAAGCGGCCCAUGUCCCAGAUCAGUGGUGUGAAGAAGGCCACCCACAGCCCCAGCCUCGCCCCCUCCACCAUCCCUCGCUUUGGGGUCAACGCCAGCCAGGAAGGACUCUUAGCCAAGGAGUUGGAGGACAUAAACAGAUGGGGCAUCGACAUCUUUAAGGUCUCUGAGUAUUCUGGGAAUCGCCCAUUGACGGUCACCAUGUACACCAUCUUCCAGGAACGUGACCUGCUGAAGUCCUUUAAGAUUCCUGCAGACACUUUCAUUACCUUCAUGAUGACUUUGGAGGAUCAUUACCAUUCUGACGUGGCCUACCACAACAACAUUCAUGCUGCUGACGUGGUCCAGUCCACACAUGUCUUGCUGUCCACACCUGCACUGGAGGCUGUAUUUACUGACCUGGAGAUCCUCGCCGCUCUGUUUGCCAGCGCCAUCCAUGAUGUGGAUCACCCUGGAGUUUCCAAUCAGUUUCUCAUCAACACUAACUCAGAGCUGGCCCUGAUGUACAAUGACUCGUCAGUGCUGGAGAAUCACCACUUGGCCGUAGGCUUUAAGCUUCUGCAGGAAGACAACUGUGACAUCUUUCAGAACCUCAGCAAAAAACAGAGACAGUCAUUGCGCAAAAUGGUCAUCGACAUGGUGCUGGCCACUGACAUGUCUAAACACAUGAACCUAUUAGCAGACCUGAAAACCAUGGUGGAGACUAAGAAAGUCACCAGUCUAGGAGUCCUGCUCCUGGACAACUAUUCAGACCGCAUACAGGUUCUUCAGAACAUGGUGCACUGUGCAGACCUGAGUAACCCCACCAAACCUCUUGAGUUGUACCGUCAGUGGACGGACCGCAUCAUGGUGGAGUUUUUCACCCAGGGGGACAGGGAGAGGGACAAGGGCAUGGAGAUCAGCCCCAUGUGUGACAAACACAAUGCCUCCAUAGAGAAGAACCAGGUGGGUUUCAUUGACUACAUUGUUCAUCCUCUGUGGGAGACAUGGGCUGACCUGGUCCACCCAGAUGCUCAGGAGAUCCUGGACACAUUAGAGGAUAACAGAGAAUGGUACCAGAGCAUGAUCCCCCACAGCCCUUCACCCAACCCAGAGGGCCAGGAGGAGGGAGCCCUUGCAGGGGAAGCUUCAGCACUUGGUGGGGGCAGCGGCUCCACUUCCACCGAUAAGUUCCAGUUUGAGCUGACCUUGGAAGAAGAAGGAGAGUCUGAUACAGAGAGUCCACCUGAGGAGGAGGAGGGCUACAGUGGCAGCAGGGGGUCUGAACUCUACAGAACUGAUUCUGGCAGUGGCUUAGACGCAGUGUCUGCUAAGACUCACCGGCUCCCCAAAAUGCUCACAACUGAUUCAGGCAGGACGUUUUCCUUAGACUCUGAUAAAGAUAUGGCAGAAGAAAGAGAAACAGACCAGGAAGACGUCUCUGGGGUACCACGCUUCAGACUUGGCACAUAGCACCGGUCAAAAGUUGUUUUUCUUUUGGCCUUUUUAGUUUAUUUUUCUUGAUUUUGGUGCCUCAUCCUCUGUCACUCCCCUUCUCCCACUCCAACCAAACACCACCACCUCUGGUUUCCGUGGACAGGGUGACAGCAAGCCUUGGGGUGCAGAGUACGGGAGUGUGUACGGGAUUGGGGGGUGUUAAGAAAGUCUGCAGUUUUACACAGCAGUCACUUGCACUGGAGAGAGACAGAUAGACUGAGAGAGGACAGGAAACCAAGUUUCUCACCAGUCCUUUGUGUUCUGUGUCUUUCAGUCAGACAUACUGUGGAUGACGUUCUACAGAGACAAUGAGAAGUUUAUUAAAGAAAAGAAAACUUCCCUUUUUACCAGCCAACCCAAGGUCUACUACAACUAAUGACAGAACUGUCUUCCUCUUUUGGAGUAUUUGUGAAGAAAGUGAGGAAAUGAUGAAUGUCCGUGAAAACACGACUAAGUCUUGUAAGACAUCUUGCCAAACUUGCAAUUUACAGGGACAAUGCUGUUUUGCUUGCCUUUUUAGUUUAUUUGUUUGUUUGUUUAUUUGUUUGUUUGUUUAUUCCGUUGUCCUUUAUUUAGGUCCGUACACCAUGAAACCCAGUAAAUGAAGAUUCAGUAAAUAGCAGACUCCAAAGCAGUGUGAGCAAAGUAAUGUCAGAAAGGAGCUGGGCAUGAUUUUAUGCAGAACACUUUAAAUGUAGCAGACAUUUUGAGUGACUCUAUCAUUACUGUUGCAUACGUAGCUCUCCUUUCAGCUGAUGUUGCACAGCCCGUUUAAUUGUGUUCAGCAGGCAGUUGUUUUGAAACAGGAAUAUGAUUAAAAUGAAUGGGUUGGAGGUACAUAUUAUUUUGAGAUUUUCAGUUGUUUCAGGCUUACUAUUUCCAUUUUUUAUUAUCCUAAACUAUGAUAUUGUCAGCAACAAAACUGAGCCAGGGCCAAUGUAGUGUUGUACAGUCAUGGAAUUACAUAUACGGCAAUGUGGACUGUGCACAUGGUGCCUCCUAGUGUCGACCAGUGGAACUGAAGUUCUUGCAUUAGAUUUGCAUGGUUUUGUAUGGGCCUAUAUGGAAAAUACAUUCACAACGUAUUUAACUGUAGGACUAGUACCCAAAAUAUCAGUUACGUUUCAGUUUUGUUGCUCUUUUUAUUAAUUUUGUUUUGAUUUAUUUUUUUCCGGUAAUGUUUGUUUGCAUUCUUUAUAUUCGGCAUCCAUUUUAUCAGUUUGCCUUCAAGUGUAGCACUUUACAGUUUUGUUCAUUGCGAGUCCUCAUUGUGGUUUUUAAGGGCUUGAGCCAAAACAUGAACACAUUGGAGGCUGUUGACUGAGAAACAGUUUGCCAUUGACUGUAAGGCAACCAGCACAAACAUCAUGCAAAAAACCCCCGCUAUCUAUUCAAAUCCAUUAUUGUUACUACACAGUGUGUCAAACACAGCAUCCACCAACUGAAAUACCGAUUUUGGUAACAUCCACUUGCAUAAAUUAGUAGACUGAUAAGGUCAGUGUGUUAGAAGCAUACAUGCUGCAAAGAAGCAAGCUCACAUCACUAUAAAAACCCAGGAGUUUGCAGACAGUUUCCUGUGCCAGAAUUUAUUUUCAUCUUUUUUCCUCUCAUUGAUCAAUAUUUCGCUCUUCACAGGGACAUAGUCAAUGACAAAACAAGUGCCAAGCAAGCAUGACACAACCCGUACUGUAAUUUCCAUUUUGCCACUGGCUACUUUCCAUCACU